UAAAAUCAGGAUUUCCCAAAUAAUCGCAACUACUUAUUCAUAUCAGAAACUUAUGGAUAUUUAAUUUAGUUGUUUAAUUUAAAAACUCGUUUUGAAGAACGUUUUAAAUAAUCUAAAUGUUCGCAUUAUAUUAAUAAAACCACAAUGAAAUGUUUACGUUUAACAACAGUAUUGUGCAUUAUAAAUCUGAACUACGCCAUAAAUUUAGAAGAGAACGUAUCCUUCAAUGACCCUUCUUACGUCCGUUUUGAUCAUCGAGAAACAACCUCCUGUGGACAAAGGGGAGGAUUUUACAUGAACAGAAUUGUGGGCGGUAAAGACGCCACUAAAGACGAAUUCCCCUGGCAAGUAUCAAUACAGCUCAAACGUAGAAGCUCACAGUCUCAUUUAUGCGGUGGUGCUGUCAUUAACAGGGAAUGGGUGCUAACCGCAGCCCAUUGCAUACAUGAAGUCGACCAAAGUAAGCUGAGUGUUGUAGCUGGAGCUUACGACUUUUACAGCCCCAGUGUGCAAGAGCAGCGGAGGAACGUUACCAGGAUUAUUGCCAACAAUUUCGAUUUCCCUACGUUUUACAACGACAUACUCAUGGUUAAAGUGUCGCCACCCUUCAACUUGAACACCCCGCACGUUUUGCCCAUUUGCUUACCAGAGCCUGAACAAAAUUUCACAGGUGUGGCCAUUGUGACUGGCUGGGGGCGCCUAUCGGAGACCGGAAGGUCUGCUUCAACCCUACAGAAGGUCAGCUUACCCUUAAUAGACAAGGAUGUGUGCGAAAGGAAGUACACCAGAUUGGGCCUUUCUAGGUAUUUAAAUGAAUGCCAAAUCUGUACGGAGUACAGAAAAGGUGCCAGAGACGCUUGUCAGGGAGAUUCUGGAGGUCCCCUUAUAUGCCAAGGAGAUGAUGACUCUUAUUAUUUGUGUGGCAUUGUUAGUUGGGGUAUUGGCUGUGCAAGACAAAAUCAUCCCGGCGUUUAUUCCAAGGUAUCCUGCUACAUACCAUGGAUCAAUUACAUAUUAGACACCAAAUAAUACAAAUAAAAAUAAUUUCAUGUAUAA
Aethina tumida (small hive beetle) is the source of this 1056-nucleotide messenger RNA. RefSeq names its product serine proteinase stubble. NCBI's taxonomy places the organism in Eukaryota, Metazoa, Arthropoda, Insecta, Coleoptera, Nitidulidae. The record is from RefSeq and is a predicted model, not a curated record. The transcript has 8 exons. Bases 145 to 1029 code for a protein of 294 amino acids. Gene Ontology annotation, molecular function: serine-type endopeptidase activity. Gene Ontology annotation, biological process: proteolysis.